UAGCUCCUCCUCUCCUCAGGCUCAGGGCAGCAGUUGAUCUGAACACCAGUUUGUGUUAAACACCAGGCCUGAACGGCGGCAGUCUGCAGCUCCUCUGAAACAUGAUUCUGCAGUAAAAUGAGGGACCGCUGCAGGAUUUCAGAGGGGAAACACCAGCAGCAGGUGGAGUUGAUGGAGUCCCUGGUGGAGCUGCUGCUGGGUGAGCUGAGUCCCAGUGACCUUCAGUGACCUCCUGCGGAGACGGCGCUGUCUGAGGGUUGGUGAGGGGCAGCAGGCGCUGCAGGCGGUUGUGUGGUUCUGAUUGGCGGCAGGCUGGAACUGACCCAGCAGGUUCAUGAACAUGACGGAUCUGGUCGACGCCAUGCAGGUCGGCAGCUCCACGGCCAAAAAAAAGCGGUUUGAUGAUCUUCUGCCUGCAGAAAUCCACAGGGUGUCAGCUGUGGACCUGCUGUUGGAAAUCCUGACGGACCUGAAAGAAGCCGAGUUCUGGAAGUUCAAAUGGUUCCUGCAGCUGACGCAGCUCCAGCAGGCUCUGCCUCAGGUCCCAUGGAGCGCCCUGCAGUUUUCAAACCGCACGCAGUUGGUCAGCAUGAUGUGGACCACCUGCGGUGAUCGGUGCCUGGCGCUGGCUCAGGAGGUUCUGAUGGACCUGGACAAGUCGGACCUGGUAGAGAAGCUUCCUCUGGUCACUUCCAGCGCUAAAGGGAAACUUUCUCUGAUGGAUUUCUGGCCUGAACUGAAGCAGAAAGUUAAAGACAUGGAGUCUGUCAUAAAGAAGCUGCUGGAGGUGUUGGAGGAUCUGACCAUCCAGGAUGUGACAGAUAUCAGGAACGCCCUCAGCUGGGAUUCGUCUGUCUGUCCUUAUUUAAGCCUCUAUUGGAGGCUGCAGGGCAUGAAUGCAGACCUGCAGGAAACCGUGUUGCUGCUGGUGCAGACGUUCAGCCAGCGUCCUGUGGACAAGAUGGAGGAGCUGCUGUCCAGAAUGCAGAGGCCCGAUCUGGAGUUCGCUCUGAUCACAUCCACAGGAAAGAAACAUGUUGUGGGAAAACGGAAAUCUGCUCUGAUGCAGAAGGUGGCUACAAUGGCUGCUGUUAAGACUCUUCUCCUGGAAACCUUCAACCGGCUGAACCUGAACGAGUUCCAGCAGUUCAGACGGUUCCUGCAGCUGACGGUCAGCCUGGAGGAGUUCCCUCACACCAGAACCUGGAGUCCGGCAGAGAUCCAGAACAGAACCGACCUGGUGACGGUCAUGGUGGAGGAGGAGGGAGUCGGGUCGGUGGAGAGAACCAGGAGCAUCUUCAGGGUCAUGAACAGAGCAGAUCUGCUGCAGAUGCUGCCAGGGAGCAGCGCCGGGAGGAAAGAAGAAACUUCAACAGAGAUGGAUCAUUCAGGUUCUGGAAGUGUGGAGCAGGACUCCAGCAGCUGGACCAAAGUGGACCCUGAGCUGGACGGGGCGUCUCCAGACCAAGAUCCAACUUACAGCCUCCAGUCUGCAGCGGGCCACUUUGAAUGCAGCGUCUCUGGUCUGCGUUGGGUCUGCAGGGAGAAGGUGGGCUUUCGGUACCGGUUCUGCUCCUGGGACGGACACAUGGAGAGGAUGGAGAGCAGAGGAUUCCGGCCUGCUGGUCCUUUACUGGACAUCUCUGUCCUUACUGGGAAGGUGAUGGAGGUGCAGCUGCCACACUGGGUCUGCACCGACGAUGUUCCUGAGUCGCUGAAGAACUUUGCUGUCCUCCAUGUUAACGACUAUGGAGAUGUUCUGGAGAAAGCGACCCGGGUCACAAAGACCCAUGUCGGGUUGGCAGACCCAGUUUUCUCUUUGCGGGGAGCUCUGAUACAUUUGAAAAAUUUAUUUUGUCCUCCAAGAAUCUCCUGCAACACAUUAAUGUACUAUCAGCCCAAAACGUCCUACCUGAAGAUGCGCGUCUACCUGAUUCCACCGGAUCCUGCUCUGAAACAGUUGGUCCACAGCAGAGAAUCCUCCAAGGGAUACGAAGAAAUCAUGAAGCCCCGACCAGACAAGCCUCUGAAGACGGGCUGUGGUUUCAGCCUCCAGGCCACCGUAGAGACCGCCAGAAUCCAGCCACCGGAAAUCACUCUGAGGCACGACAGCCAGGACCCGAACUUCUACGAGGUUUUUAUUGAGAAUCCAGAAGAGAACUUCAACCUGGAGCUGCUGCAGACUCAUUCAGAGAAAGUUUGGUUCUGUGAGAUUAGGAAAGAUGAUCAUCCUAAAGCUGGUUCCACUGAAGCUACAGGAUGUUCAACAGAAACUGUCACUGUGAAGAAAGAAGAGGAACAUUUUGUGGACAAACACAGAGAGACGCUGAUCCAGAGAGUGAGGAACAUCGGACCCGUCUUAGAUGGACUUUUACAGAAGAAGGUUCUGCUGGAGGAAACCUACGACAGGAUCCGAUCCCUGCUGACCUCCGAGUCUCAGCUGAGGGAGAUCUUCUCCUGCCUGAGAGCUGCUGAUGACUGCAAAGACAUCUUCCUCUCCAUUCUUCAGGAAAAAGAGCCAUACCUGAUCGCCGACCUCCAGAGGAAAUGCUGAGGAGGAACCAGGGACGGAUCUACUGCGGGUUCUGGUUCCUGCUGGCAUGAUGUUACUUUUUAAUGAGUAAAAACUGAAACAUUUGACCUUUUUAAAGGUUUCCAUCCGCUGACCUACCAGAGGUCUGCAUGUACAAUUAUCCUGUUUUUAUUUCACAUUAAAUGAAGCAUUUUAAUGAAACAAUAUAUUGAAGAUGAUUGAAUAAACUUUAACUCAUUUGGGUUUCCUUUGGUAACAAAUAUAA
Messenger RNA from Poecilia latipinna (sailfin molly), 2798 nucleotides. Its product is annotated as caspase recruitment domain-containing protein 8-like. Lineage: Eukaryota; Metazoa; Chordata; Actinopteri; Cyprinodontiformes; Poeciliidae. The transcript is spliced from 17 exons. The coding region runs from base 335 to 2554 and encodes 739 amino acids. Gene Ontology annotation, biological process: inflammatory response; regulation of apoptotic process; innate immune response. Gene Ontology annotation, molecular function: protein binding. The record is from RefSeq and is a predicted model, not a curated record.